Molecule: messenger RNA, 999 nt
Organism: Neltuma alba
Lineage: Eukaryota; Viridiplantae; Streptophyta; Magnoliopsida; Fabales; Fabaceae
Product: zinc finger protein WIP6-like
Exons: 4
Coding region: 1-999 (332 amino acids)
Biological process (GO): regulation of gene expression; anatomical structure development
Cellular component (GO): nucleus
Molecular function (GO): DNA-binding transcription factor activity
Source: RefSeq, a predicted model, not a curated record
AUGCAGACUCAUCAGUACUCUAAUUUCUCCUACUUAUCGUCGACAUGUCUGGAAGCUACUGAUGAACAACUACUUGACGACGAACACUCCAUUUCCCUCUCUCUUGGACCUCCUGGCCAACACCACCACCUUACUAAUAAUACUUAUUCCAAGCUCAUGAACCCCACUACUGCUACCACAUCCUCUUCAUCCAACGACGUCGUAUCUCUGCACCAUCAUCCUCAUCUUCUUCAUCACCACCAAAACCCUAACUCUGAUGUUGGCGUCACCGUCGCGCUUCAUAUCGGCCUUCCUGCCUCUAAUAAUAACGCUGCUGGAAGCUCUGGCAAACCCGACCCAUUAAUGAGUUCUUCUUCGGGUCAUGUUCCGGGUCAGUAUUGGAUUCCUUCUCCUUCUCAGAUCCUAAUCGGGCCCACCCAGUUCUCUUGCUCUGUCUGCAACAAGACCUUCAACCGUUUCAACAACAUGCAGAUGCAUAUGUGGGGACAUGGAUCGCAGUAUAGGAAAGGCCCAGAAUCUCUGAGAGGGGCCAGGCCAGCGUCUUCGAUUCUGAGACUUCCAUGUUAUUGUUGCGCCGAAGGUUGCCGGAACAACAUCCAGCAUCCGAGGUCGAGGCCAUUGAAGGAUUUCAGAACCCUUCAGACACACUACAAGCGGAAGCACGGAGCGAAGCCGUUCGGCUGCCGGAAGUGCGGCAAGGCGUUCGCCGUGAGAGGGGAUUGGAGGACUCACGAGAAGAACUGCGGCAGGCUCUGGUUCUGUAUCUGUGGCUCCGAUUUCAAGCACAAGAGAUCCCUCAAAGACCAUGUACGGGCCUUCGGCGACGGCCACGCUGCUCACACCGUCGACAGCCGCGAUCACCACCACCAAGAAGAAGUCGACGACGAAGACGAAGACGAGGAAGAAGACGAUGAUAAUAACAGUGACGUGUUCAAGAGAGAGAGAGAGGAGAAGGAGACAAACAAUGAAAUGAAAGGGAGAAUUUGUAUCAAGUCUUAA